Molecule: messenger RNA, 2517 nt
Organism: Penicillium lagena
Lineage: Eukaryota; Fungi; Ascomycota; Eurotiomycetes; Eurotiales; Aspergillaceae
Gene: glpV
Product: glycogen phosphorylase
Exons: 5
Coding region: 1-2517 (838 amino acids)
Biological process (GO): glycogen catabolic process
Cellular component (GO): cytoplasm
Molecular function (GO): pyridoxal phosphate binding; glycogen phosphorylase activity
Source: RefSeq, a predicted model, not a curated record
AUGACCACCAACGAGCAGCGUCGCGAGCGUCGACCGUCCGUCGGCGUGCCCAUUGCUGACCUCCAAGGCCCCAUCGGUCCAGGCUUCAGUCGCCCCAAGCACAAGCGCACCUUCACCGGGUUUGGUCCCGGAGAGAUCAAGCACGUGGAAGCGAGCAUUCCGGAAUCCCUACGCGAGGCUGCCGCGUACUCCGGAACUGCACUCGCGUUUCGAGACCGAUUGAUCAUCGAAUGGAAUAAGACGCAACAGCGCCAGACCUUUAAUGACCAGAAAAGAUUCCUGAUGGGGCGUGCGCUGGAUAAUGCUAUGUUGAAUGUGGGCUUGAAAGAUGCAGCUCGAGACGGCUUGAAGGAUCUCGGUUUCCGCAUCGAGGAUGUCAUCGGCCAAGAACAUGACGCUGCACUGGGCAACGGUGGCCUUGGGCGCCUGGCGGCCUGCUUUCUGGAUAGCAUGGCGACCCUCAACUACCCUGCCUGGGGAUACGGACUGCGAUAUCGGUACGGCAUUUUCAAACAGGAGAUAGUAAAUGGCUACCAGAUGGAGAUCCCGGACUACUGGCUCGAUAACAAUCCCUGGGAAUUCCCGCGCCAUGAGAUCACCGUUGAUAUCCAGUUCUAUGGCUGUGUUCGCAAAUACCAAGAUGAAAAUGGUAAGCUCAUGCAUUCAUGGGAAGACGGAGAGAUUGUUCAAGCCGUGGCAUACGACGUUCCCAUUCCCGGAUAUGGUACGAAGACCACCAACAAUCUCCGCUUAUGGUCCAGCAAGGCCAGCAGCGGCGAGUUUGACUUCCAGAAGUUCAACGCCGGAGAUUACGAAAGUGCUGUGGCCGAUCAGCAGAGAGCGGAGACCAUCUCAGCCGUUCUCUACCCGAAUGAUAACUUGGAGCGCGGCAAGGAGCUUCGGCUGAAGCAGCAGUACUUUUGGUGUGCCGCCUCGCUGUACGAUAUUGUCCGGCGGUUCAAGAAGACCAAGAGGGCCUGGAGCGAGUUCCCGGACCAGGUGGCAAUCCAGCUCAACGACACACACCCAACGCUUGCCAUUGUUGAGCUGCAGCGAAUCCUGAUAGACAAAGAAGGUCUCGAGUGGGAUGAGGCAUGGAACAUCGUGACCAAAAGUUUUGGCUACACCAACCACACCGUGCUGCCCGAGGCGCUGGAGAAAUGGUCUGUCCCGUUACUGCAGAAUCUGCUACCUCGCCAUCUGCAAAUUAUCUACGAUGUAAACUUGUUCUUCUUGCAGAUAGUUGAGAAGCGAUUUCCCAACGACCGAGAAAUGCUAUCACGAGUGUCAAUUAUCGAAGAGUCGCAUCCGAAGAUGGUCCGCAUGGCGCAUCUGGCCAUUAUCGGGUCCCACAAGGUCAACGGUGUUGCAGAGUUGCACUCGGAUCUGAUCAAGACUACGAUCUUCAAAGAUUUUGUGGAGAUCUAUGGACCAGACCGGUUCACCAACGUAACGAACGGCAUUACGCCUAGGCGCUGGCUGCACCAAGCCAACCCGCGACUGUCCGCUCUGAUUGCAGAAAAGUUAGGUGGCUACGAAUUUUUGACCGACCUGACGCUUCUGGACAAGCUCGAGGCUUUUGUUGAUGACAAGAACUUCCGGACAGAGUGGGCGGAGAUCAAGUCAGCGAACAAGCUGCGUCUGGCCCGGUAUAUCAAGGAAACGACCGGAUUUAGCGUGAGCCCUGACGCACUGUUUGAUGUGCAGGUGAAGCGGAUUCAUGAGUACAAGCGACAGCAGCUGAAUAUCUUCGGAGUGAUUCAUCGGUACCUCACCAUCAAGGCCAUGUCGGCCGAGGAGCGAAAGAAAGUUGUGCCCAGGGUCUCGAUCUUCGGUGGUAAGGCCGCGCCGGGCUACUGGAUGGCAAAGACAAUCAUCCACCUCAUCAACAAGGUUUCGUUUGUGGUCAACAAUGACGCGGAGGUUGGUGAUCUGCUGAAGGUCAUCUUCAUUGAGGACUACAACGUCAGCAAAGCCGAGAUGAUCUGUCCAGCCUCGGAUAUCAGCGAGCACAUCUCGACAGCGGGAACAGAGGCGAGCGGAACGAGCAACAUGAAGUUCGUACUGAACGGGGGACUAAUUAUCGGAACGUGUGAUGGUGCCAACAUCGAAAUCACUCGCGAAAUCGGCGAACAAAACAUCUUCCUCUUCGGCACCCUAGCUGAAGACGUCGAGGACCUGCGCCACCGACACGUCUAUGGCAAGACAUUCCAGAUCGACCCACAGCUCGCCAAGGUCUUCGAGGCCAUCAAGGGCAACAUGUUCGGCGACGCGGGCGACUUCUCUGCCCUUACAGCAUCCAUCGAGGAACACGGCGACUUUUAUCUCGUAUCUGACGAUUUCCACUCGUACGUUACCACGCACGAGAUGGUAGAUGAGGCCUUCCAGAACCAGGAGGAGUGGCUGGCUAAGUCGAUUACGAGUGUUGCGCGCAUGGGCUUCUUUUCUACAGACCGUGUGAUCAAUGAGUAUGCAGAUAGCAUUUGGAACGUAGAGCCGCUGGAAGUUAAAGAUUAG